UCUUUGUUUCUUCUAGGUACGCUCAACAUAACAAGAGUACUUGAGCUAGAGGGAUCAAAAAAUAUCAAAUUUGCUCCAGCAUGUAUGUCUGCACUUGAGGCUCUUCUUUAUGAUGUUUAUCAUGUUCAGUCUCCCAGACCAAGCGAUUAUGAUCACAGGAGAGAAUUGGUUCGUGUUUUUAAUUUGAUGGCAAGGGAGGUAUAUGGUAAUCACGGUGAAUUUCCUGUUGUGCAACCUUUUGGGUCUUUCUUAAUGGAUAUGUUCAGUGCUGAAAGUGAUCUGGAUUUAUCUAUUAAUUUGAGCAACGAUAUGGUCGAAUUUCCCCGAGAGAAAAAGAUUCAAACCCUCAGAAAGUUUGCCAGACGCUUGUAUUCUUUUCAAAGUAAAGGGCAUGUUUCCUGUGUCCAACCCAUCUUGAGAGCUAGGGUGCCUAUUCUGAAAGUGGUGGAUCAUGGAACUGGAAUUGAGUGUGAUAUUUCAGUUGAAAACAAGGAUGGCAUUCUCAAGUCCCAGAUUAUUCACAUUAUUGCUGCAAUUGAUGAAAGAUUUCAGAAACUAAGUUGUUUGAUGAAAGCAUGGGCAAAAGCACAUGACAUUAACAGCUCAAAAGAUCGCACUCUGAACUCCUUAUCCAUAACAUUAUUAGUUGCGUUUCAUUUGCAGACUCGCAACCCUCCUAUUUUACCUGCAUUUCGUGACCUAUUUAAACAUGGCACUGAUCCUGAAUGUGUGAUGAAAUUGGUCCAUGGUUUUCUGAGAUAUGGUGAAAGAAAUAAAGAAUCUUUAGCUGAACUCUUUCUGACUCUGUUGACUAAGCUGGUAUCGGUUGAGACACUAUGGCCUGAAGGUCUUUGUGCAAGUACGUAUGAAGGAUGUUGGAUAUCUAAAACAUGGGAUUCUAAAGUUGGCUAUAUAAAUGUGGAGGAUUUCACUGAUAGGUCUCAGAAUGUUGCAAGGUCAGUUGGAAAGGAAGGGGCCCAGAAAAUCUACAAGUGCAUCCACACAUCUCUUCAUGACCUUUCAGUCUUCAUGAAUGGUAGAAUUCAAGCACCCAAUUUAGAAGGACUCUUUUUUGGGCCUAAACAUUAUUCUACUCUGAAAAGUGGUGCUGCUGUGGAUCUUAAGAGAAGCUUUCCCUUCUCCGAUCCUGUAAUGCUGCCACCCCCCUUCGACCCCAUCCCAACAAAGAAGAUGCGGUUUGAAGGAGUUUCAGUAGGAGAAUUGAAACCACAUGGUUGGAUUCCAUGGGAUGUUGCUUCUCAGAUUCAACCUAUUCAUAAUCAACAUCCUCCGGUUGUAGCUCAAGAACAUGGGUACAGAUCAGAGCAAGUGCCUUCUGGUUUUGUGCGGUCAGGUGGUCCUUCGCACAUUGCUUCUGUUCCACCUCCAUAUGGUGGAGGAUUGCAGAAAAAUAUGAAUCCCAUGCUUGACAAUGAACUGCCAUAUGUAAGACAUGCUCAAGAAUAUGCGUACAGAUCAGAGCGAAUGCCUUCUGGUUCUGUAUGGUCAGGUGGUCCUUUGUACAGCCCUUCUGUUCCACCGUCAUAUGGAGGAUUGCAACAGAGCCCCCGGUUUGAGGGAUUUGCAAAAUAUAAAUCCCAAUGAGUGAACUCGCAGCAUGUGACACUUGUCCAACCCCAGCUCUACCACAACCAGGAUAGGGGGCCAUUCAAUCUGCAUGGACAUGGUUAGUUUCCCUGAGAUCCAGUUCUGAUGCCAAAUCGUCAUUGAGUCAAUGAUCUCUUCCCUGUCGGUGGGUGUACACUCACUCAUGGACAUCAUCUCCACAAAGACCAACUUGACUGAUAGAGAAAUGCACCCUUGUUUACUUGGAAAAACAUGUACAAAUCCUCUAGGGAGAGAUGCCAGUCAAUGGUGGAAACCUCUAGGGUUAACCUCUACAAGAUGAGGUGAUGUUUGAAAAUGACUCCAACUGGAUAUAAUGCUGUCAAACUGCGUUCAGCUGUGCAUGUUUUUUAAGUCUUGGUCCAUAGCAAGCAAUGGAUUUGUACAUUCUUUUGUCAUUAUAGGUGAUCAUGAAGCAAGAUGGUUGGGGAGCAUCA
Macadamia integrifolia is the source of this 2063-nucleotide messenger RNA. RefSeq names its product protein HESO1-like. Gene Ontology annotation, molecular function: nucleotidyltransferase activity. The coding region runs from base 85 to 1605 and encodes 506 amino acids. Gene Ontology annotation, biological process: RNA 3'-end processing. NCBI's taxonomy places the organism in Eukaryota, Viridiplantae, Streptophyta, Magnoliopsida, Proteales, Proteaceae. The transcript is spliced from 8 exons. The record is from RefSeq and is a predicted model, not a curated record.